AUGUCUUUUCUUAGCCAAAAAGUCGGUCUCCCAAAUGAUCCCCUGUUCAAAAAGCUGCUUCACAACGCUCAAGUCAACACCAACAUUCUGAUACAUGAUCCAACCCAUAACAAAGAUGCCACCACGGCUCAAUUCCUUCAUGAUGUAGGGGCCUUUUGUGCCAACAUUCUCUGUCAACUACCCCAAGACCUUCUCAAUGAGCAUGGAAGUCUCAAAAUCCCGGGAGUUUACAUAGCAAUUCUUGCUCCACUGAGCUACGACUUCGUCGUUGCCUUAUAUGCCGUUAUUGCACUAGGCGCUGCAGCCGUACCAUUAUCAACCAAAGUGCUCCCCGAAGAAGGCGGCUGGCUCCUCAACAAAUGCAAUGCCAUCUGUCUUCUCGCUCAGCCAGAGCAUAUGCCGCUUGCUACUGACAUCCAGUCCCAACCAAAUGCCACUCCAAGCCCCAUAAUACCGAUUCAACACAACCCAAGGGCAUUCUCUGAGCUACCCCGGAUUAACCCAGCCCUUAAGUUCCCCCCUACCCAGCCAGGUCUUCUCCUCUUCACGUCAGGCACAACCGGACCCCCAAAGGGUGUCAUCCUACCGCGUCAACUCUUCUUCCCGCACGUCACACCCGACUGCACUGCCGAAGAUAUCGCCAUAGUCUACCGCGCCGUCAACGGUCUCCCCGGGGUGCUGAAUCUAAGUGAUCUGGUGUACGUCGGCGCGCGUAUUGAGCUCUUUCCGGCAGGAAUCCAGCCAGCCCCUAUUUGGGAGAGACUUCGAGGCGGUGGCGUCACCGUGCUAGCGGGUGCCACUCGCUUCUGGCAGGUUCUCAUGACAGACUAUGAGGAGAGACUGCAAGGCCUACCGGAGAACGAACGUCUCAUGUAUGAUGAGGGUGCUCGGAAUAUCCGUGUCGCGUGGUUCGGAGGCGGGAUGCCUUUGCCGGCGGCAAAGAGGUUCUGGCUCAGUUUGCGCAGCGGGAGGGAGUGGACGGUCAAGUAUGGGGCGUCCGAGUUGGGGAGGGAGGCGAUGGUGUUUCAUUUUUCGAGCGAGAGUCCCGCAUUGAAGCCAAUUAUUGGGCGUCCGUUGGCUGAGACCGAGGCCAAAUUGGCAGAUGGCGACCGAGGGGAGUUGCUCAUCAAGAGCCCAACAAUGAUGAUCGGAUAUAUCGAUGACGAAGAACGCACAAGUGCGGCAUUCGAUGCCAACGGUUUCUAUCGUACGGGGGACCUUGCCCACCAAGAUGAACAGGGCAUGUUCGUCUUUGACGGCCGUGCAUCGGCAGAUUUCGUCCGGUUCAAUGGCCUCCGCGUCUCAGUCUACGAGGUCGAAUCGCAGCUAUGGGACUUGCCCUAUAUUACUGAAGCGUACGUGCUUAGCAUCCCAGACAAUUGCUAUGGACACCGCGUUGGUGCACUCGUGCGUUUAGGCCGAGGAGAAGUUUCAUUGUCGCUAGCCAAAUUGCGGAAGGAUUUGGCUACAGUGUUGGCUAUCUACAAAUUGCCAACAGUGUUACGCAUUGUGGACAAGAAUGAGGAGCUACCUCGUAGUCCAGAAGGUAAACUGUCACGUAAUCCUGCCGUGCAGAAACUCUUCCUGACAGAAGGUGGAGGGUUGUCGGGUAACGUGGAGGUUUGGGACAUAGGGGUAGAGGAGACGGUGACAAGGCGGGCGUGGGACUGGGGCGGCGUUUGA
Penicillium nucicola is the source of this 1683-nucleotide messenger RNA. Its product is annotated as class I adenylate-forming enzyme family protein. Gene Ontology annotation, molecular function: medium-chain fatty acid-CoA ligase activity. The transcript is spliced from 5 exons. The record is from RefSeq and is a predicted model, not a curated record. NCBI's taxonomy places the organism in Eukaryota, Fungi, Ascomycota, Eurotiomycetes, Eurotiales, Aspergillaceae. Gene Ontology annotation, biological process: fatty acid metabolic process. Bases 1 to 1683 code for a protein of 560 amino acids.